UCUACUUCCGCCCAGGUAGCGGAAACGACGUCAUUAAUUCGUUCUGUGUUUACUAUCAGUGGCUACGCGCCAGUUGAUUAAGUAAAACACUUUUCUAAGUUUAUUUAGUAAAAGGCAGACACGUGAAGCGGAUGCAGAUGGGAGAUUCCUCGGCAGCUUCGGGGACGUCGCUGAAUUCUGGCGGGCGUGGGGCGAAAGCCGCCUCCAGCCCCGCGGAGAACUACCAGCUGGCCCGGCGGCGGACCCUGCAGGUUGUGGUCAGCGCGCUGCUCACGGAGAGCGGCUUCGAGAGCGCGGAGAAGGCCGCCGUGGAGACGCUGACCGAGAUGAUGCAGAGCUAUAUAACCGAAAUAGGUCGAUGUGCUAAAACGUACUGCGAACACACGGCGAGGAGCGUCCCGACGUUGUCAGACGCAGUGGUGACCCUCAUUGAAAUGGGUUUCAACGUCGACACCCUGCCUGUGUACGCCAAGCGCUCUCAGAGGAUGGUCAUAACUGCCCCUCCGGUGACGAACGCGCCGGUGACUCCUAAAUCUCUUUCUGCUGGACAGAAACGGACUCAUCCGUCUCACAUCCCCAGCCACUACCCAGAGUUCCCCGACCCUCACACCUACAUCAAAACACCUACGUUUAGAGAGCCUGUGUCAGACUACCAGGUAGUGAGAGAGAAGGCAGCCACCCAGAGGAGAGAUGUGGAGCGAGCCCUCACGCGUUUCAUGGCCAAAACGGGAGAAACCCAAAGCCUCUUCAAAGACGACGUCUCUGCCUUCCCAUUAAUCGCCGCCCGGCCGAGCGUCAUCCCGUAUCUCAGCGCCCUCCUGCCCUCAGAGCUGGAACUGCAGAGCCUGGAGGAGACGGACUCUUCAGAGCAGGACGAGCAGACGGACAGCGAGAACGCAGCGGGGAACGCAAACGCCGACGACCCGAGCGCUGACAAAGAGAACUCGGUGCUCCCCCCCGGCGGCGUUGUUCCAUCAGCCAAGGCCAGCGAGGACAACGUAAUCGACAACCCGUACCUCCGGCCCGUCAAGAAACCCAAAGUGAGGAGGAAGAAAUGAGCCGGGACCGGGCUCUGCUCAUGGACCCCCGUUGGCCGGGCCGGUCGGGGCCGCCAGCGGUCCGAUAUUUGGCAGUCCCAGAGGAGUGACCCGGCGUGGAAACCCGCUGUGAGAGCAGCGACCAGCAGCUGACUGACACCUGCUGCCGAAAAACAGUUUCCGUUGUUACGUUUUCUGUGAGAUCUCGCUUCGGACGGACUUCGUAAGCAGCUGCGCUCCGCCACGUGAUCCUACAGGCGUCUGGCUACUUUUUGUACAUAUGAGAACAUGAGUUCCUCCUUUUUACUUGCUCCUGUUUAUCUACUCGGUGAGAAUUUGUGCGGCUGUUUUGUCGAAGUAUCAGUAAAAUCAGACGACUCCAUGCGGUGUUGUGAUGUAUUUUCAUGCCUCAGCUGUGGAGUUAAUAGUAUAAACUCAGAUACGCCAGUCUGCUCCUCUGUUUAACAAACUCCUUGUCACUGGUUAACUGA
Molecule: messenger RNA, 1528 nt
Organism: Fundulus heteroclitus (mummichog)
Lineage: Eukaryota; Metazoa; Chordata; Actinopteri; Cyprinodontiformes; Fundulidae
Gene: taf8
Product: TAF8 RNA polymerase II, TATA box binding protein (TBP)-associated factor
Exons: 8
Coding region: 132-1058 (308 amino acids)
Biological process (GO): transcription initiation at RNA polymerase II promoter
Cellular component (GO): transcription factor TFIID complex
Molecular function (GO): protein heterodimerization activity
Source: RefSeq, a predicted model, not a curated record